Messenger RNA from Rhineura floridana, 3743 nucleotides. RefSeq names its product secernin 1 (gene SCRN1). The coding region runs from base 232 to 1473 and encodes 413 amino acids. Gene Ontology annotation, molecular function: dipeptidase activity; cysteine-type exopeptidase activity. Lineage: Eukaryota; Metazoa; Chordata; Lepidosauria; Squamata; Rhineuridae. Gene Ontology annotation, biological process: proteolysis. The transcript is spliced from 9 exons. The record is from RefSeq and is a predicted model, not a curated record.
GCGACGGCAGCAGCGCGACGGCGCUCACCCGCUAGGAGGCAGCGGCACAGCCUGCAGGCUCCCCACACCCCCUCGCUGCUGCUGGCAGGCUGCUCACGUGAGCUGGAGCGCAGCUGGUACCUGGAGAAGAGGCCGCCGCCUUGUCGCCGGCUCUCCUUCCUUCCCUUUAAAUAUUUGCAGAGAAGGGACAGCUACAGCCAAGGAAAACACUGAGGCGGGCGAUCGGCAAGGAUGGCGCUGGCACCUCCUAGUUAUUGUUUUGUUGCAUUUCCACCACAUGCUAAAGAUGACCUUGUAGUAGUUGGAAAAAAUUCUGCACGGCCCAGGGAUGAGGUACAGGAGGUUGUUUACUUUGCUGCUGCUACUCAUGAUCUGGGAUGCAAAGUUGAGUGUACAUACAUUGAGAUUGACCAGGUACCCAAGACUAACGCUGUUGCUCUGAGCAGACCUUCCUGGCAAUGGGGGGCAGAAAUGGGAGCAAAUGAACAUGGAGUCUUCAUUACUAAUGAAGCUAUUAUCACCAAAGAACCAGCUUCUGAAUCCGAAGCUCUCCUAGGAAUGGAUCUUGUCAGGCUUGGUCUAGAAAGGGGUGCAACAGCUAAAGAAGCCUUGGAUGUAAUUGUCUCUCUGUUGGAAGAACAUGGCCAAGGUGGAAAUUAUUAUGAAGAUGGGAGCACAUGCCACGCCUUUCAGACUGCAUAUCUGAUAGUGGACAGAAAAGAAGCUUGGGUACUGGAGACUAUUGGAAAAUACUGGGCAGCAGAAAAAAUUACAGAGGGAGUAAAGUGCAUUUGCAACCAGCUUUCCUUAACAAAGAUUGAUGCAGAACAUCCUGAGCUUAGAAGUUACGCAGAAAGUCAAGGGUGGUGGACUGCAGAUUCAGAGUUCAACUUUUCUGAAAUGUUUUCUCAAGCUGAUAGCCAUUCAGAUUGUUGUUUGAGAAAGGAGAGCCUAGAAAAGCAAGAAGGCAGUAUCACUGUGCAAACAAUGAUUGACAUCUUGCGUGAUAAGGCUGGUGGUAUAUGCGUGGAUUCAGAGUCUUUUCUUACUACAGCAAGCAUGGUUUCCAUAUUACCUCAGAAUCUUAGUUCCCCGUGCAUCCAUUAUUUUACUGGCACACCAGAUCCAUCAAGGUCCAUAUUUAAACCUUUUAUCUUUGUUGACAAUGUGAAAUUAGUACCAAAAGUUCAGUCACCCAUUUUUGGUAGUGAUGAUCCUGUGAAAAAAAUCCCCCGAUUCCAGGAGAAACCAGACCGCAGGCACCAGUUGUACAAGGCACAUGAAUGGGCCCGAUCAGUCAUAGAGAAUGAUCAGGAGAAAGGUGAGAAGCUGAGAAGAACCAUGUUAGACCUUGAAAAACAAGGCUUGGAAGCAAUGGAGAGCAUCAUUACCAGCUCAGAAAUUCUUGACUCUUCAGAAGUAGAGGACCUUUUCUAUGACUGCGUGGACACAGAAAUUAAGUUCUUCAAGUGAAUGACUGUAGACUGUUAGCCUUUGCAUAAGAAGACUAUAAAGCUCUUCAGGCCUUGAAAGAUAAUUUCUCCAUAUUGCCAACUUUUGGAGGAAAUGAUCCUCUUUUCUUAGAGAGAAGUUCCUCAAUAACACAUCCUUUUCCCUUUUCUUUUUUAUCAUGUGCUGUCCUGUGUGUGUUAUUGAAAGAGGGCCUUCACUGACAGGUUAAAUUUACUGUGUGCAUGCUGGCUAAUGUAAUGCCGAGUGUUUUCAUUCAUUUGGGCUACAGAACUUAAAAUGACAAGUAGCCACAGCCCAUAUAUUUCUUAAUACUGCCUUUUCAAAUCAAACAAGUCCCUGGGAGAACUUUCCAUGAAGAUCAACUCACAAAGGAAAAAUAUACCAGGUACAUCUGUGUUCCAAAAGAUAAGAGCUUUGCCACAAAGAAAUGAUGAGCUUAAAAAUGGACCCUGCGUGUGGUAUGAAUUUCAAGCUUCUCACUUGUUCUAGUUCUGGUGAUUUUAGGAUUGGGUCUACUGAGCUGUGUGUAUCCUCACAUAUGCAUAUCUUGGCAUAGUUGUUGUCUUCCUUUGCAUUUCCUGCCCACCAUUCCAUAUUGCUUCAUAUCCAGCAGUGCAGAUUACAUUGAAUCAGUUUCUUCCCAAAGUGUAUUUUUGAAUAGUGUGGUGAUACAGUGACUGUAAAUUGGCUUAAGCAUUUAAAAAAGAGUGAGAAACAAGCUUACGAUUGAAAGAAAAACCAAGAACAAUAGUUUGGCUAUGGGAACUGUUCCAUAGCUACUCAGGAAAAGCAAACAUCUUGUGAGGUGACCAGAAUUUGUACUGAUGUUUGCUUACACCAAGGAUGUGUACCUCUGGCCUCCAGAUGUUGUUGUACAAUUCCUUAUCAUUCCUUUCUGCUGGUCAUGCUGACUGGGCCUGAGGCUGAUGGAAGCUGGAGAUCUCCCUGAUGGAGGGACGCCGGUUCUCAAAUUCUGGUUUACUCUUUAGAAAAUCCUCUUUAACUAGUACAGCAAAGUGAAAGCUGAACUCGUAUAACAUGUUGAAGAAAUGCACUUAGAGCUGUAGUAUUUCUGUUGAGUAUCAAAAGAAAAAUAUGGACCAAUUCUCAUGCUACAGCCUCCAAGUGGAAGCUGCUGUAGAAACUUCAUUUUAAAAGAGAACUCAAUCACAUGGAUUUCCCUGCUUGCAUAGAGAAUCUUCCCAGAUGAAUCAGGGUAAUCCACUGGGUGCUCUCAGCUAUUAGGGCUUACUAGAUAGAUGUGCUGCCCUGUUCGUUCGCUUGUCAAAAAGGUAGGCAGUAACUUUCAUGGUGCCUUUUUGCACUGUUUGGGACUUAAUUACAAAAUUGCGGUCUGGCUAUAAAUGAUCUCAUAAUUAUAAUAAUAUUAAUGUGCAAAGUGUGAAACUUUCAUGAGAAAACUAGAUUAAUGGUUCAUUUGCAUUAUGGAAUUAUGUUAAAUGAUGGAGGAUACUCUUCCCUGAUGUUUGUAGUGUUGAUCUAUUUUCCUUUGUAUGGUUUAUUUGUCAGUGUCAUCUAAAUACUCAGACAUGGUUACAGUGAAGAUCAAUUUCAGCUUGUCAUUAGUUGAAAUGUAUGUAGGUUUGCUCAGAAUCAUUGCUUCUCAAAUUCUUAAAAAGAAUGUGAUCAACCACCCAUGAUCAAAUGCUAUGGUGCUAGUCAUUUAGAUUAAACCAUUAAGGCUCUGAUUCUGCACAGAAAAUUUUCCACCAUAAAAUGAGCUAUGUGUUCACAAUCCUUAAACUUUUCUUAAGCUGGGAAAACUCAGAUAUAUAGUCCACUAUUGAAUUGUGCACAUAUUGUAAACUUUCAGGCCUCACUGCUCAAACAACAUGUCAGAAAUGCACAUGUGUGUACACACACACACAGUCUCUAAAGCACAUAUCUAAAAUACGGAGUACAUUCACAUUUUGAAAGACGUAUAAUCAAAGGAACAGGCAUCAAAAGACAGUUGAACCUUAUAGGAAUUUGUGAACAUAAGCUGGGGAGGAAGGCAAUAAAAAAAUAAAAGUGCCUUGGUUUCUGUAGCUUCCUCUACACAAACCAAAGACUUUGGGUAUGCUGAAAAAUUUGGUCAUGCUGCCUCCCCCAGGAUAUGUUGGCAUGAACAGUAUCCAAUUGGAUCUGAAUCUGUAAAUCUUUGUUUACAUAUUUCUUGUUGGAACGAAUAUGUAUGAGUUUGUGAUCAUCUGGGAUUUAUGUAUUGGACAAUGCUGAUUGACAAAACUAAUAAAAUGGUUUCUGCACAG